Mustela erminea (ermine) is the source of this 1014-nucleotide messenger RNA. RefSeq lists its product as uncharacterized. The coding region runs from base 1 to 1014 and encodes 337 amino acids. The record is from RefSeq and is a predicted model, not a curated record. The transcript has 2 exons. NCBI's taxonomy places the organism in Eukaryota, Metazoa, Chordata, Mammalia, Carnivora, Mustelidae.
AUGCACACGGCGGAGUGCUGCUCUGUGCGGUCAGUGCAGCGACAUGAGACGGAGACCCAGCACAGCCCGACCUGCAAAGCGCUGGUUGGCAUCCUCGCGUCCUCCAGGAGCAGUACAGGCCUCGUGGCGAAGACGGGCUUAAUGCCAGUCCGUCUCCGGCAGUUAGUGAAAUCCAGCCAAGGAGAGCGCGCAAGGAGCUCUAGACCCGUCCGCCGGGGUUUUACACAGCCGCCGGCUCUGGGAGGGUUGGAAGGCGAAGGAGAGACCGCGGGUAGAAAGGUGACGGUGCACCUGUUAACCUUCCCCGAGCCGCCGACCGUAACGGCCCAGCACGGUGGGCCCCCAGCAGGCAGAAGGGCUGCGUGGCUGGCCGAGGCCCCCGACAGCCCCCACGACAGCGGCUGCAGCUUUUGUCCACGUGGCCACGUAGACGGAGCCAGAAGAUCGAAGCUGCUGCUCUCCUCCUGCCUUCUGACCUCGUACCCGCACCGGCUGACACCGUGUAAUAGGCCGGCAGGCGGCUGGAGCGUCGGGACGACAUCGCUUGUCCUGCCCCAGCUCCUAGGAGAUGUGGUCCAUGGCAGACGAGAGCGUCCCGGCGAGACCCCGAAGCCGGCGGGACCCCGAAGCCGGCGGGACCCAGAAGCCGGCGGGACCCAGAAGCCGGCGAGACCCAGAAGCCGGCGGGACCCCGAAGCCGGCGAGACCCCGAAGCCGGCGAGACCCCGAAGCCGGCGGGACCCAGAAGCCGGCGAGACCCAGAAGCCGGCGAGACCCAGAAGCCGGCGGGACCCCGAAGCCGGCGAGACCCAGAAGCCGGCGGGACCCCGAAGCCGGCGGGACCCAGAAGCCGGCGGGACCCAGAAGCCGGCGGGACCCCGAAGCCGGCGGGACCCAGAAGCCGGCGGGACCCCGAAGCCGGCGAGACCCAGAAGCCGGCGGCUAAUUCCAUCCCCUUCUCCCCCACCUCCCCAUCCUCACGCUUACACGACAUUUACACGCCGCUGGCCAUAA